AUCCACCCCUGCUCUGUUGGCUUCCCAGCCCCCCUCAAUAUUGGAGCUUCAGCCGCGGGGCAGUUUCCCAAACCAACCCUCAACCCCCCUCGAGAUAUACGAAGUAUCGAUUACCUACAGCUUGAGACCACGAAAGCUUCAGCCUUUAUGAGGUGGAUAACCAUACACAACCAAAUCAAACCGGAAUUCGACAUGCAAAGUUUUUGAUCAGAGACAACGUAAACCAAAAAAAAAAAGGGUUCGAUGUCCAAAGUAUGACAUCACCCUCCCGCACCUACCGCCCCUGAAACUAAAGCUUCCCCGACAACCACGGACCAACGUUCUUUCUCCCGCCUCCGGACAACGCACAUGGUCCGCCGCCUCCCGUGGACGCAUCCACACCUUAAAGUCGGCCACGCCGCCGAAAGCAAACCUCAACCAAAACGCAGGAAACGGGCUACCUCUACGGCCAUCGCUACCGCUACUACUCCCAUCAGGAACACCAUCGAUACCGGAACCCGCGAUAUCAGCAGCUACUUCACAACUACGAGGAAAAUGGGCUACCGGACCCCGCGCGGCGGCGGCGGCCGACGGCUAAUGUACAAUAGCGGCGGCGGCGGUAGCAGUCGCAGCAGCAGAACGACGACGACCCCCUAUACACCCAAUCGCAGCGGUGGCAGGACAUACUCCCCCUCGCCCCCUCCCUCGCAAAAGAAGCGCCUCGACGGGCUCUUCCUCGAAGGGAACUGGUACUGCAACUGCCAGCCGCGAAACACGGCCAAAUUCCUACAAGUCAGCAAGAACACGGCCAACAGGGGCCGGUGGUUCUACACGUGCGAGAAGAGGCGCGGCGGCUGCAACUUCUUCCUGUGGGCUGAGGACGCGGAGAACAGGGCCGAGGGGGCGACCAUGACGUUGCCACCCAUGCCGCAGGAUGGUGCCGUCGCUGGUAAUUCUGCGACGCCUCGACGAACGACUGGUCCGGCUCAGGGUGGUUUCACGCCGGGUACGGCUUCCACCAUCAAACCCUCUGCGACGAGAGCUGCUUCUUCGUCAGCGAUGAUGGAACCGCCUCCGUCGCCCACGGCGCAGAGAAGCGCCGCGAAGCAAAAGUUCAUGGAUACCUACUUCAAGAACCGACCCGUCCAGGUACCCGAGUACGAAGAGCCGAACGAUCUCAUGGUCACGGACGAAGAAGCCGAGUUGACAACCCCGGCGCAGAGAAAGAGGAAGAGAGUCCUCUUCGACUUUGACUCUGAUGAUGACGGAGAAGAAGCACAGGGGCAGGGGCAAGGAGGUGCCAGGACCGACGACUACGGUCUCGAUGACGACGUCUCCUCGGACGAGGAGAGGGCCAUGACCGAGGCCAUGGAACGCAGCGCUAAGAAGCUUCGCGCCGAGGAUGGCGGUGGUGGUGGUGGCGGCGGUGGCGCGCCUUCCACGCCUGCUGCGCAGCGUACGGUACACGACGGUGCGCUGCCUACGCCGCAGACGGUCAGCCGAACACUCUUCCCCGACGCGAAGCGCCGCAAGGUCGGCGAGGACGUCGUCGGGGAGAUCUCUCCGGGCAACGUAUCCUUUUCGACGAGCACGUCGUCAGCGACACUUGGACGCUCAACAGCAGCGGGAACAGGAACUAUCCCCCCUUCCUCCUCGCCGCCAACCUCGACCCCGCAAGAAGAGCAGCUCGAUCCAACAGAGGAAGUCAUGGCCCUACUCCAGGGUCAAAAGGGGGUAGACGGCGCCACAGCCCGCGACGUCAGAGCCGUGCUGGGCCGGUUCGCGAUGAAGGCCAAAGGGCUGGCGCGGGGCCGGGACACGGUGCGGACGGCGCUCAAGGCCAAGGACGAGAAAAUUGCGGAGCUGCAGGAGAGGGUUGCGAGUCUGGAGGCUCGGGCGAGGACGCAGAGGGAGCAGAUUGCGGAUUUCAAGGCUGGUAUGAUGGACUUGUACUCGAAGCAUUGAGGGUGUCUCUCCGCUUCUCUCGGACAACGUUCUUUUUUUUU
Messenger RNA from Colletotrichum acutatum, 1985 nucleotides. RefSeq lists its product as uncharacterized. Gene Ontology annotation, molecular function: zinc ion binding. NCBI's taxonomy places the organism in Eukaryota, Fungi, Ascomycota, Sordariomycetes, Glomerellales, Glomerellaceae. The transcript has a single exon. The coding region runs from base 349 to 1944 and encodes 531 amino acids. The record is from RefSeq and is a predicted model, not a curated record.